Molecule: messenger RNA, 2412 nt
Organism: Ruditapes philippinarum (Manila clam)
Lineage: Eukaryota; Metazoa; Mollusca; Bivalvia; Venerida; Veneridae
Exons: 5
Coding region: 241-2124 (627 amino acids)
Source: RefSeq, a predicted model, not a curated record
UACAUGCUAUCUGGGACAUAUUUUAACGCCAUAUAUUAUAUACCAAAUGUUAUUAGAAAGAUCUAAGUAAAUUUUAACACCAGAUAGAAACAGAAUUUUACGAUCUAUAACAUUAAAACGCAGUCGAACUAGAACUAUUCUAAUAACUUACUAGAUGUGGUAACUGUUUGACUUCACAAUAAAGUUACAUGUAUUUAAAUAGAUAUAACUGUAUACAUUUUCUAUUUCAGUUGAUAAGCAAUGUCUUCUCCGCGCAGGCAAUGUGAGAUGAAAAUUCCUGAAGGUCUGAUAGAGAAAAUGGAAAGCCUCCCUGGUGGGAUUCGACCCGUUUUGGCAAAGAUAGAAAAGGAAUUCGGACUAUCCACCACCAGCUUCACAAGUUUAGGGUCUAAGUGCUACAUAAUUGUUGGACCUAACCCGGAUAUUUUGGAACUGGCCAUAGAGACUCUAUUAAGACGAUUUUUCUCCAUAGAAGACAAAGCGUCCGAUAUAUCUGGAGAGAUUGAUUCCGGGCGUAGAGCAGUCUGGAAAUUCCAAGGAGACUACGCCGUCAAAGCUAGCCAGCUUUUCAGGGCUGAAAUAGAAGACAUAAACAGGAUACGUUCAGUUCAUUUACAUGUAUCUCCACUAAAACUUGAGUUUACAGCAAGUUAUGACGAUGUAGAACAAGUUAAAGCCAAAGUGAACCAGUUGCAGUCAGACAUUGACAACCUAUUGCAAGCAGACAUUCCUAUCAUAAGCUCGCAUUCAGAAAUCAUUCGUCUGAGAGAAUUCAUCCAGAGAAAAUUAAGAUACGACCAGACGGUGGUUUGUAUAUUAAACGAGCAACAGGAGAAGUUUACGGUGUUUGCAAAAACUGAAGACUGUCUACGAAAAGUAAUGAAUGAAUGGGCUUCAACUUCACGAGCAAAUUCUCAAGCGCGACGAGCGUCUCCGAGUUUUUCUUACGCAUCCAGCAUACCACACCCUCGGUUCAGGAGUGAAAUGAAGAUUCCUGGCGGUAUUGUUAAGAAAUUGGAAAAACAGCGCGGAGGAAUCAGCUAUAUAAUAAGUGAUAUUGAAAAAGAAUUUGGUCUUAAAGUUGAUUAUGUCAGAAAGAAGCAUCUCACUAUAUAUGGGCCUCAUCUUGAUAUUUUAGAACUUGCAGCGCAAACCUUAAUUCACCGCUAUGUUAUCAAAUCACAUCCAGAAAAUGGCGUUGUAGGACUGUUACAGGGACAAAACGCUGUGUGGAGAUUUAUAGGCACAUACGCGAAAAAAGUAGUACACCUCUUUGCUAAAGAUAUCCGUUGUAUACGCCGAAUUAGAACAGUAACCGUAAAGGCAACUCCAAGCAAAGUAAAUCCAACUUGUAUGGAAAUUCUAUGCAGUGUACGUGUUGUAGAGAUAGUGAAAUCACAAGUAGAGAAGCUGGUUGGACUUGUUCAUAAUUUGUUCGAGAAGGAAGUACAGGUAGCUCCUGAUGCAGAGGAAACCAUCCGGGUGAAGCGUAUACUGAUCGAAAAAAAUAAAUCAAAAGAGGUGCUAUGUAUAUUUGAUGAAAAGACUAGGAAACUUAAUGUUGUAGGCAAAAGUGAAAUUCCUGUAUUACAGGUGAUUAAUGAGUUCCAGCUGUGGCACAGAAAGCACGUGAAAGAAGAAAUGAUGCCCGAGCAAUAUAGGCACAUGUACCGCCACCUUUAUCAGAUGAGAAUCGCAGACGAGACAGUACACAAACUAGAAAAUCAACCUGGAGGGAUCAUGCCGUUGAUAGACAGAAUAGAAAGAGAGUACGGAGUAAAUACAUUGUUUCACAAAAACAAGCAAAUGAUUUUGAUAAGCCCAUCUGUAGAAGUUCUUGAAUUAGUGCACGAGACUUUAGAAUCACGGUACGUUCAUGACGAAAAUAACACAAACAACACUACCGAGGAAGAAGUCAAGGAAGCGGAAGAAGAAAAUAAAAGCCCAGAUGACAAAGAAAGUGGUACAGAUGCGUCCGAGUUAGACACUGAUGUACAUACAAUACAUAAUAGGCAUUAUUCACCAGGCAAGUCACGUGGUCGUUCUAGACAACCUAAAAAGUCAAUGCAAAGAAAUCCGUCAAGGUCACCAAAUAAGAAAUCGAAGAAGGUUGUGUUUGCUUAAAAGCCACAUGUGAUGUUGUCAUAGAUUUGUAGAAAUAAAUCAAUAACGUUUUAAGCAUCAUCUCAGUCAAAUGAAAUAUCAAUUCAACUGUUUUGUGUCUACAAAAACAUGGUACAAUUUACAAAAACAGUCUAUUUUAGCUGAAUGGAAACAGACAAUUCUGGAGAAACAUUCAAACCUAGCGCUUAAGACUUUUAGUGUAUAUUUGCAUGAAGUGUUAUGAAAAAAAAUCGUAAUAUAUACAUGCAUGUUUUAGUUUGUUCAAGUUAGUUUUAAAAGAUGCGUUAU